CCUUCGUGGCUCAUGCUUAUUUUUGGCUGUCUCACUUUGAAAAACAUCCGCUUUAGAGAUCGUGCCAUUCCGCAAAAUGUUCAUCGUGCUACACGACGAAAACGAACUGAUCUCCUACGCAUGUUGUUUGCUCAAGUAAUCGUCAUCAUCAUUUGCACUGGAGCAUUUUCUGUGUAUCAACUAUAUGCAUUAUUCACGAGUGGAUUAGCUAAGGAUUCGCUUCGAAUCAGUCAAGAAAGUGCUGCUAGUAAAAUACUCGCUGUACUGUCAUAUUUCCCGCAUUCAACUAGCUUCUACAUGUUCACGUUAACUGGCAGCAUGUUUCGUAAAGAAGUUGUUAGAGUUGUUCGACCGUGUUUAUUUCGAAAGCGAAAUCGUGUACAAAUUACCACUGUUCAAAUUAAUCGUGGUACAUCUUGGUAA
Molecule: messenger RNA, 423 nt
Organism: Adineta ricciae
Lineage: Eukaryota; Metazoa; Rotifera; Eurotatoria; Adinetida; Adinetidae
Source: the annotation of a GenBank genome assembly